AUGCUUUUGGAGGGAUCUCGUGUCAUCGUCGCCGAAGUCUUCGCCCACUACGCCCAGCGGCGUAACCUCUACAGCCAGCUGAUGUGGACGAAGUCACAUCUUGUGGUGAGGCCCCCUCUUUCUGAAUGAAAACGACCUCUCAAAUGUUUCAGAUGCUUGGCCACGUUGGUAUCAUAUCAAAAAUCGACACCGAACGACUCUGCGCCACAGUCAUCGUCUACUGUUUUGUCCGUGCGCCAAACUCUCAGAAACGACAUUUUCUCGUAGGAAUCCCAAACAGCAGAAGGUUUGCAAAUGUCUCGUAGGCUCACGUGAAAACGGAUUGGCCCUUGGAUGCGUUGGACGAAACUUCCAAGGUCUACUUUGCAUGUGGCGACGCUGUCGUCUUGACACACCGCGGAGCGAAAGUCAGUUCUCUUAUAGACUUUUGGAAAGAAAGCUCGUAACUUCUGCUUCAAGAGCAAAAUUUGCAAAGCGAUGUGAUUUUUUCCACAUUGGAACAAAGUUCAGUAAUUACCAUCAAGAUGCAAUUUCCCAUUUUUGGUAACAACUUUUUAAAGGCCCUCGAAGAUUCAGAGAUUUUUUUUGUUGCUUUCAGUUUUCCUCGUUAAAAUUUCACGUGAUACUUCGAUUUUCACUUCGUUUGAUUUUGUAAGGAUAAACGAGAUCAUAGCGAGCUUUUACGUCCUCUCAGAUCCUUUUGAGCUUUUCCACAGUCUUGGAAUGUGUUUUGAAGAGAUCAAUGGGAGAAAGGCCGCUCAGAGGCUCACCCAGGUCUGUUCUGAGAAAAUUCUGCUCUGGAUCGGUCUAGCUUUUAGUUUACAAAAAAAGACGCUACUGUAUGCGCUGCUCUCGUUUUAGGACGUAAUCCCAGUUCUUCUGAGAUAUCUCUUUUUAUUCUAAGGCGACUAUGGCAAAAGUGACGAGUGUCGAGUUCAAUGAAGCAGGAAAUGCUACGUACACAGUAACAACGAAGCCGGUCGAAAACGAGUCUCCGGUUGUCUUGAAGGUCAAUGAAUUCGGAGUGAUCGGCAGCACGUAUGUUUCUGAAAAAAAAAGUCUCAUAAGGAAGGAAACAGACCAACGAAACCAUGUGUUAUGCUUCCGAUCUACGUCGGAAAAAGUUAUACGCAAGUGAUGCGCGACGAAAACAGCCCUCCCAUUCACAACUUCAAGGUUUUACUGAUUCGAGAGAAUGUUGAUCUGAAAUCGUCGCACGCUGUAGAACACUCUUCACGGCUACACGAUAGAAUCGCUGAUGAACGUCAUCUCGAAUUGGAGCGACAACCCCGCCUCUUACGCUAAGCUUGUGGAGACGGUGCGCUCUAACGCGGAACAGGUCCGGAGAGUUCAGUCUUUUUCACUUCUGAAGCUUUUUGGGAAAAAAAAAUGAUUCCACAGAUUAGAUUUGAUUUUCCUGAAUUCUGAAGACGAUUUUUGAAGUUUUGAAAGUGGUGACUUUCAGGGUCUUCAUGCCAUAAAGGUUUAUCGGCUGAAUUCAAAGAAGUUUUUUAACUUUAAAAUAAAUAACCUUAUUCAUAAUGCAAAAAAGAACUCAAAAAUCGAAAGUCAUUCUGUUUCUGAGAUUGAUUUCUACAGCUCAUGGAGCUCCUAUUCCAUUUACUUCUAGGCGCCCUACAACUAACUUUUCGGCACUGACUGUUUCAAGCUCUCUUUUAAUUCCAAAAAAUUCAGUUUAUAGAUUAAAUUUUUGAUCGCUGUUUGUGCAGGUACGCGGACUGGUGGACGGAGAAUUGCCGCUUUUUCGAGCCGUCGCCGACAACAACUGGCUUCUCGUCGUCGUUCUGAUUGCCCUCGGCGCCAGUCGUUUCGCUAAAGACGCUCAGAUGCGCAACGUGGUCCACAUCUCCGCUCAGAGGUCGACCCCCCAGUGUUUCACUUGAAAAUGAGAGGGUUAAUGUUUCUGGACCAACUACUGAAGUUUAGAGGUCUCGAAAAAAUGUUAGAGGGAGUUCUGAUGCUGCUGCCGAACGAAGUCAAUCGGAAGACUCGCGAGGGAGACACCCCGCUACAUCUUGCGGCACGGAAUGCCCACGCGGCCUGCGUUGACCGUCUCCUCAAUCUGCAAUACUGUCAGCCGAACAUCCAGGUUCGCUGCGAGGCAGGUCCGAAACUCUUGUUGCAGAACGAAAACGGAGACACUCCCUUGCACGAAGCCUGCGCACUUGCCGAGUCUGCCAACAAGGUGACUCUUAUUCAGGAAUUUAUCGGAAACGAUUUCUCAUUACGUUUUGUGAGAACACGCGUGGUUCAAGAGUUUCUCGGAAUCCCGAGGCAAAAAACUAGGAUUUAGACAUAAAAGUUGUAGGAAUUUCGGCUUUUCGAAGGAAGAUAUUAAUUUGAGUUUUCUCGUUCUUAUUUUGAACUGAAAAGAUACCAGGAAUGAGUCUCCGUAACCGUUAAGCAACGCUUUUUCAAUUUUACUGUCGAAGUUAGUUUUUUCAAACAAAAAACAAAUAGAGACAAAUCAACCGAAAGCAGCACUGAAAAGCCAAUGAAGAAAACUCUAACCACUGGUGACACCAAUUUAAUAUUUUGAAACUCCAUCGAUGAGUUGAAAAGGUAUCUUCUGAAGUUGGGAAACUGAAAUAUUAUUGAGAGAACGUUGUGAAAAAUAGUUAAUAAGAAAGACAAGUCCAUUCAACGACAGAAAGCGACGAUCGGACGAUUGCUUUCCAACACCAGGGCCACGAUCCACCAGCCCAACAACAACGAACUCUCUCCUCUCCAAAUAUCCAUUUUCAAAGGCCACGCGACGUGAGUGCCUCAGGAGGAGCUGGAGUUUGGGUGAGUUUUGAGGACUGUCGAGCAGUUGGUGCAGCUCCGGCCCACUCACCGCAACACGGAGAGUCGUUCCGGAAUGACGCCUCUGCACUUCGCUGCGUCCUGUGCCAACGUGAACAUUGUCAAUGUUCUGAUAACGGUGAGUUCAGUCAAAAUGAUUUAUUCAUUUUCACUCAAAGGUGAAAAAAUUUUUUUGAAAAGAAAUUCAUAUACGAAGGAAGUCGCUUGAAAAACAAAGUGAGCAGGUGACCAAAGGAUAAAAAAAGCGUGAAAGUUGCCUUUCUGCAAACUUUUCUAUCAUAGAUUUGAAUAAUAAUCACUCUAUAGAAGUGUUCCCUUCAUGUUAAGAAUUCUUUCUGAACAAAGAUUUUUUAAAUUUUCUCUGUUUUCCGCUCGGAAUGGAAGUCCAUCGGAGAGACAAGACGGAUCGCAGCGUCUUGCACUACGUCGUUGAGAAAUGGACCGGUCAAGCUGACAAGGACAUGGCACGACUCGCCUGUCUUCAGGUAACUCUCUACUGCUCCCACGCUUUCUCACACCUCAGGCUCUGGUCCACGCCGGCGCCCCUUUGAACCUGGUCGACUCGAACGGCCACACAGUGAUCCACGUGCUCGUCAGGUUCGGUCCUUCUCCUGUCUCCCAUAGGAGAAGCUGAAGACUCCUCAUAGUUCUUUUCAGAGAGAUAAUGAAAGAGAAGGAGCCCCUGCCGAACACUCUAAUCGGUGUUUGCCUUCAGCUUGUCAGAACUAACUUGGUGUGUUUUAUCCCUAGUUCCAUCUUUAUCUUAACCGAGUCAUGAAGUUAUUAGGCUCUCAAAAAAAAAACUUUUUCUUAAUUUUUGCUCUACUGAAAAUUAAUUCUAGAAGUGGUUAUUUAUUAAUUUUCCAAGAGCCUAGACUGUUGGCAUAACUACUGCCAUAACGAAGCCGGAUUUUUUCGGUAAGGCUGAAGUUACAAAGAUUUUUCGGAUUUUAAUAUGGCUAAAAUGACUGAGAUUUGUCAGAAAAACCUGUGACUAGUACAGAUAUAAAUUUUGAUGAGAAUAUAGCAUGAAGCUCCGAAAAAAUUUAGCUUUAUCAAGUAAAGCUAGAGCCUGACCUCUUCUGAAUACAUUUUUGAUGAAAUUUCGUUUAUUGUCAUUUUUUUUGACUUGCUUUGUUUCGUAUACCCCCUAAAUGAGAUUGAAGAACCUGGACGAGAUCGCAAGUCGACUGCGGCCUCGAUGGCAACUUGCCAGCAUUUGCUUUUUGGCCUCCAAGGGCGCCGACAUGAUGAUCAAGUACUUUCUUUUCAUUUCACCUCUCAAUUACGAGAAGACAACAGCAAUACUUGUACAUAUUGAAAGCUGCAGGGACAGACGAGGCGAAACGGUGGUCGAGAUGUGCAAAGAGAACACUCUUCGCACUAUUCUGACGCAGAUUGCUAACCUCAAAAUACGGUUCGUGAAGAGGAAGACGUGUACGACACGCACUUGUUAACUAUCAUAUUCAUGGGGAACAAAGCGAAGCCUUUCAGGUCUUGUUUGCCGAUGGUGUCGAUGAAGUGCGGUGAUUUCGAUAGCUCGGAGGUGACUAUGUGCACUUUCAUGUGCCAGGUUGGAAUUCCUUCAACGGAGCAGUCAAAGUAGGGUUCUGCGUAGGAUUCGAUUGCGGACGUGAGGUUCAUGCCGUGCGGACACCGUGUGGCUUGCAGCGACUGCGCCCAGAGAACGGCCUUCAGACGUUGUCCCCUGUGCUAUCACAUAGUGUCGAGCGCUCUUGACAACGGUUUGUGGCUGCUGACAAUGAAAUCGACGGCUUCUCGCAGAUGGUCGCGAGGUGUUGAUCGGAAGCAAGGCGGGUGAUGAGCGCAUGGAGAAGUCGAUCAUCUCUGAACAGGUCGUCCGCAAAAUCGCGGAACAAGCCGCCAGAGAAGCCAAAAUCGCGGUUGAACGUGGUUGGUUCAACCUAAGCUUUACCAAGAAAACAUGUUUCCAAGAAAGGUCUUUUUACUAAAAUUUAAAUUGGAUAAAUUUCCAGAUAACAAAGUAAAAUGAAUUUUUUCUCGUUAGAGAAGCUUAUGUGAAUUGUUAGAAAACCCCUCAAAACGACGAUUUUUAAAAAUCAGUUUAAUGACCUGGUGGCCGGAAUUUGAAAAUUUUUAACGAUUGUGUCAGAAAUUCUAACACAGAAGUCUGUAUAUUCUUAACAUACCGAUCUUACCAAUCCGCCCUAGAUAUUCACAGAAAAUUUUGGAUUUUAUUGUUUUUCUAGUUUUCGCCCACUAUUUUUCUAACCGUCCCAGGAUCAUUUCAUUAAAAGUUCACUAAUCAUGGAACUUAGUUUCUUGAAGAAAACUUUACGAGCUGACUCGUGAAAAAACUCUUCUCCAUUUUUUCUAUAUUUAAUAGCAACAUUUUAAGAGAAACAGAAUGAGUUGAAAAUGCUGCGGGAAAGGCUCGAGCAGCUCGAAAUGGAAACAAGUUGCAGCAUCUGUAUGGACGCCAAAAUCACGGUUUCCUUUUUUUUUCAUUUUUUUUUUCAUGAACGCUAGUAGGUCUCAAGAAAUGCCUGACAGGAGAAAUGAAGCAGGAAAAAUUCUCCUAGAGCUGCGAGAAAUGAACUUUAAGUCCUUUUUUUUAUUAUUUUGUAAGCACUUUUUUAUUUCCGUUUUGCUGAAUUUUGAAAAUCAGCAAGAAGACUUUGAUAGUAUAUAGCAAUUAGGUAUCGGAAGAACUUUUUCUCCUUACAGUAGUUUCUUCAGAUGGUGUUCAACUGUGGUCAUACGGCGUGCUCGGAAUGUGCGGCUAAGUUGAAGUUGUGCCACAUUUGCCGCCAAAACAUCGCCUCUACACAAACCAUCUAUUCUUAA
This is a messenger RNA of Caenorhabditis auriculariae, 5655 nucleotides long. The record is from the annotation of a GenBank genome assembly. Lineage: Eukaryota; Metazoa; Nematoda; Chromadorea; Rhabditida; Rhabditidae.